CCUUCUUCUUGUAUGGCAGACACGAACAGCAGAGAAGUGCGUGUUCUGACAUUAGAAGAGCACGCAGACUACGAGACAACACUAUUCCGAUUCCAGAAAGGUGUGACGCUGCGCUUCAAGUUGUCUCCUAUUCUUCAAGCUCUGAAUGUCAACAUACGGUGUAAUCAUCCGUCUGGCGGCUCGUGGACGCUGUUUGAGAAAGAUCGUUUCCACCAAUUAGAUUGGACGAGUGAUAGUCACUGUUGGUAUGACGAUAGCGAGAGAUAUUGUGACGUGGAGAUUAGCUGUGCGGGAGCUUUCCAGUUUAUUGUGGAAUAUAGGAAGUACGAGAAAGGUGGGAGUGAGUUGGUGACCAAAAUUGGGUAUUUUCUUGUUGAUCCUACUUUGAGACUGACAAAGACAACGACUUUGCCUCUCGACUGUGUUGCUUGUCUGACUCUUUUGUCGAAGAAUCUUGGAGUUCUCACAGGAUGGAAACAGAAGUUACAGGUUGCCAAGGAGGCCGGCUACAACAUGAUCCACUUCACUCCUGUUCAGCAGCUCGGAGAAUCUCAAUCAGCUUAUUCCAUCAGCAAUCAGUUGAAAUCAAAUCCCAACUUUCACGCCAGCAAGGUCCGCCCUAAAUCUACAAAACUCGUCAAGACAUCGUCUCACCUAGGCGACAUGGGUCAUGUGAUCGAAAUGGAAGAAGGUCUGAAAAAGAUCGGCGACCUCACAGAGUCAAUCCGCAACGAAUGGGGCAUCUUAUCAAUCACAGACGUUGUGUGGAACCACAUGGCGGUUGACAGCGAUCUCCUCAAGGUUCAUCCAGAAGCCGCAUACAAUCUCAUGAAUUCUCCACAUUUACGACCAGCGUUCGCUCUAGAUCAACUUCUCUAUCAAUUCUCGCUUGACAUGGCUGCCAGAAAGUUUACAUCCGAGGGCGUGACACCACACAUUCGAUCAGAAAGCGAACUGCAUCAUGUCAUGCACGUACUAAACGAUAUAGCCAUUGUAAAGGGACGAUUGUGGGAGUAUUUCACAGUCGAUGUCGGUCAGUUGUUGAAGGAGUUUCGUAUUGCUAUUAGUGAGCAUGCAGAGAUCAUUGACAGUGAGGAUAGAGAUCGACUGACACUGCAAAUCAUACAGGAUCCUCUCUAUAGACGACACAAGUCGACGAUUGAUAUGAAAGUGGCAAUGAAGAUGUUCAACAUCACAAAGCAAUGUGGCUCUGAGAAGAGCAGAAUCGAGAUGUGCUGCUUUGAUUUCAAGCAGGCACUUGAUAAUCUCAAUUAUUCAAUGCGAUACGGAAUAGUUAAGGAUCACAUUAACAGUGCCGUACACAACGUGAUGAUGAAUGUGAAAUAUACAUUCUUGGAGUCACACGGGCCACGAAGAGGGAAGGUCACUGAAGAUGAGCCAUUGGUGCCAAGAUAUUUCAGUAACUUGGCUGGAGCUGCAUUGCUCACAAAUACGGAAAUAGAGUCAGAUGCUGGUCGUAUGGUCGUUGCUCACAAUGGAUGGGUAAUGGAUGCAGAUCCGCUUGUCAAUUUUGCAAAUCCAGGUUCGACUGUCUAUUUGCGACGUGAACUGAUUGUGUGGGGUGACAGCUGCAAGUUGAAUUAUGAAGAGAAGAGAGAUGAUUCAUUGUGGUUAUGGGAACAAAUGGAGGAAUACACACGAGUUACAGCAAGACUAUUCCAUGGCUUCAGACUUGACAACUGCCACAACACUCCCAUCCAUGUGGCGGAGCAUUUGUUAAACGUUGCACGUCAGAUGAGACCCGACUUAUAUGUGGUAGCCGAGUUGUUUACCAACUCAGAGGCCAAAGACAACAUUUUUGUCAAUCGUUUAGGCAUCAAUUCAAUGGUGAGAGAGGCUAUGUCAGCUUGGGAUUCUCAAGAGCUUGGUCGUUUGGUCUAUCGAUAUGGUGGCGAACCAGUCGGUUCAUUCAUUCAUCCUCACACCAUCCCUGUCAGUCCCAAUGUUGCUCAUGCUAUCUUUGUUGAUGCAACACACGACAACAAAUCACAGAUGGAGGUUCGUACGGCUUGUAAUGUACUUCCAAAUUCAGCUCUUGUGGCGAUGGCUUGCUGUGCGAGUGGCAGCACUGCAGGAUAUGAUUCACUUGUGCCACAUCACGUCAAUGUGGUUACCGAGAAACGCGAGUUUCCUUCAUGGAGCGAUUCAUCAAGCUUGUCAGCCAUGUCCAGCGUUGUUACUGUUGAUGAUGGAAUUAUUGCUGGAAAGAAAGCUCUCAAUGAUCUUCACUAUCAACUGGGAAUUGAUGGAUAUAACCAGGUUUUUGUUGAUCAAGUUACAGAUCACGUGAUUGCUGUCACGCGUCAUCGUCCUUCUACUCAUGAGUCCGUCAUUCUUGUUGCCCACACAGUCUUCUGGCAUCCGCCUGAGGACCAUCUAUUGACAGAGACAUCACGAGGCUACACACCUUACAUCCCACCUCUUUGUGUACAAGGGAAAGUUGAAGAAGUGAUCUUUGAGGCAAUGCUGAUGAAACUGAACAACGACAAGUUGCAAUACAAAAUUGAUACCAACUACAUCAAUGGACUGAAGUCACAUCGUCUCAUACUGAAGAAUCACAUCUCAGUUAGUGAGUCAACUGUGUGUGAUAUGGUUACAGGAUCGAGCGAUUCAAGUGCCGAUGAUUAUCAAGAAAUCAAAUUCAAACAUUUCCCGCCAGGCACUGUUGUUGCCUUCAAAGUUCGACUUUUUGGUGCUGCAGAACAAGCCAUCAUCACUCUUCGUUCUCAACUCAUCCUUCCAAUGCCGAUCUCAUCAAUAAAAGUAGAUCACACCACAAUGUGGUUCGGACCUCAGUUUGACGCACUUCUCAGUUGUUUGUCUCUCGCUGAUCUCAACUAUAUUCUCUACAAGUCGCAACCUGAGGAAAAUGAGGAUGGAAGUGGAGGCGUCUAUACAUUACAAAAUGGGCCUUUACCAUAUGCCGGAAUACAAGGUGUUAUGUCUAUUUUGAGUGUUGUUCAUCAUGACAAUGACCAGGGACAUCCGAUUUGUGACAACUUGCGAUCAGGCAACUGGCUCUUUGAGUAUGUCAGCAAUCGAUUGAAGCUCCAGAAACACAGCAGAGAAUUGGGUGAACAUUUGGAGAUGAUGUUUGAUCAACUGAAGACGCUGCCUCGCUAUCUCAUUCCGUCAUAUUUCUCGGCUAUUCUCACUGCUGUUCACGUGAAGCUGCUCAAACGAGCAUGGAAUGCAAUGUCAAUGUUUGUUUCUGAUGGCUCUUCACUAAUCAAGCAAUUAGCUCUCGGCUCUAUCCAACUCUGUGGUCACGUCUCGUCGUCUCCGCUGCCUCCUCUUGCUCCUUCUUUGAUGGUUGGACGAGAGGAUAGUGUGUUGUGUACGAUGGCUGCUGGGUUUCCGCACUUUACAACGGGAGUGAUGCGCUGCUGGGGAAGGGACACGUUCAUAUCACUGCGAGGAUUGUUGCUUGUUACUGGGCGAUACAGAGAAGCAAGAGAUCUGAUCCUCGCAUUUGCUGGAAGCCUUCGUCAUGGUUUAAUCCCAAAUCUGUUGGCUGGUGGUACAAACGCUCGCUACAACUGUCGUGAUGCUGUGUGGUGGUGGCUGCAGAGCAUCAAGGAUUACUGCAUGAUUGUUCCUCAUGGACUGUCACUUUUGUCAGAUCUUGUGUCACGGCUGUUUCCUGAUGACGACUCAGAGCCUCAAGAGCAAGGAAAAGUGGAGAUGCCUCUCUGUGCUAUCAUACAAGAAGCUCUUCAACGUCAUGCAUCAGGCAUCUCAUUCCGCGAGCGCGGUGCUGGUCCGCAUCUCGAUCACAACAUGCAUCCGAACGGAUUCAACGUUGAAGCUGGUGUCAACUUCACUACUGGAUUUAUUUAUGGUGGGAGCAUCCACAAUUGUGGCACUUGGAUGGACAAAGUGGGAGAGUCUGAUCGUGCGGGAAAUAAAGGAGUUCCUGCGACACCAAGAGAUGGUAGUGCUGUGGAGUUGGUUGGUCUCUGCAAGUCGGUCGUUCACUGGCUGUCGGAACUCAACAACAAAGGCGUGUAUAAAAACAAAGGCGUCAUGGUGCAGUUUGGCAACAAAAGUCCACGUCUGUUUACGUGGCUUCAGUGGGACAAGUUGAUUGAAGAGUCAUUUGAGCGUCACUUUUGGAUUCCAUUGGAUGAGGUUGAGAGCAGUCAUAUCGAGCAUGCUCACCUCAUCCACAGACGUGGCAUCUACAGGGACAGCGUCGGAGCAAGUCAACAGUUUGCCGACUUUCAACUUCGACCGAACUUUCCAAUUGCAAUGGUGGUGGCUCCAGAGUUGUUUGAUCCUGAACAUGCCUGGAAGGCUUUGAACGUAGUUGAGGAGAAUUUACUGGGGAAACUGGGGAUGGCUACACUUGAUCCAAAAGAUUGGGCAUAUGAUGGUGUAUAUGACAAUGGCCAAGAUUCGACGAACCGUAAAAAUGCCAGAGGCUUCAAUUAUCAUCAAGGCCCGGAAUGGCUGUGGGUGACCGGAUACUUCCUUCGAGCCAAACUCCAUUUUGCCAAAAUCAGUAGCUACAGCACUCACUUCGACGAAACCGUUGCCAUGGUGAAACGCGUUCUAUCCGCUCACCGAGAAGCCAUCCAGUCAUCACCCUACAAGGGCCUCGUUGAGCUAACAAACGCAGGAGGAGUCGAGUGUAAGGAUAGUUGUGUUGUGCAGGCAUGGUCGAUGGCUUGUACACUUGAUGUGCUUUAUGAUUUGGCUCACACGAAGACUGUGUAACGACAGAUGCUAGUGGGAACACGUUGAUAACGUGUUAUUGAUUGACAAUAGAGAAUCUGGUCGUGUUUGUUAGUAAUAGUGAGUGUACGUAAUGUGUCAUCAGUUGAUAUUUAUUCAAUCAAUUAUUGCAAAUUG
This is a messenger RNA of Corticium candelabrum, 4875 nucleotides long. Its product is annotated as glycogen debranching enzyme-like. Gene Ontology annotation, biological process: glycogen biosynthetic process; glycogen catabolic process. Lineage: Eukaryota; Metazoa; Porifera; Homoscleromorpha; Homosclerophorida; Plakinidae. The transcript has 24 exons. The record is from RefSeq and is a predicted model, not a curated record. Gene Ontology annotation, molecular function: amylo-alpha-1,6-glucosidase activity; 4-alpha-glucanotransferase activity. The coding region runs from base 13 to 4740 and encodes 1575 amino acids.